This is a messenger RNA of Fusarium musae, 771 nucleotides long. RefSeq lists its product as uncharacterized. NCBI's taxonomy places the organism in Eukaryota, Fungi, Ascomycota, Sordariomycetes, Hypocreales, Nectriaceae. The record is from RefSeq and is a predicted model, not a curated record. The transcript has 2 exons. The coding region runs from base 1 to 771 and encodes 256 amino acids.
AUGCAGAACAAGUUCAUCACUGCCGCCACCCUCCUGAGUGCCAUGGCAUCAGUCCAGGCAUCUCCCGUUUCUAUCUCCAAGCGAGACGUUCUCACAGCCCUUCCUGGAGGCGCUUCUGACAUUGAGAACAAGUUCCAGCCUGCUCUUGACUUCGACAGCGACGGCUGCUACCAGACCGCCGCCAUCGAUCCCUCUGGCAACUUGAAUCCUGGUCAUGGUGCCACUGGUACUCCCCAGGGAGACUGUCGUGAUCCUCCACAGCUUGACAACAGCAACACCUAUUCUCGCAAGCGCUGCAACAAUGGCUUCUGUGCUAUUAUGUAUGAGACCUACUACGAGAAAGACCAAGCCGUUGGUGGCAGCUUUCUUGGAGGUCACCGCCACGACUGGGAGAACAUCGUCGUUUUCACCCAGGGUGACAAUGUCGUCCGCGUGGCUCCCUCGUGCCACGGCAAAUACGACGGCGCAAGCAACAAGUUUCCCAGCGACGGAAGCACCCCUCUUCUCGUCUAUCACAAAGACGGUGCCGGAACUCACUGCUACCGCUUCGCCAACGACGACGACCAGGCCAACCCCGAGAACCCUACUGGUUCUUUCUUCAAGGCUCCUCUUGUUGGUUGGGAUAACUGGCCUGAUGUUGGCCUGCGAGACAAGAUGCUGCAGAACUGGAGUGGUGGCGUUGGACCUAAGCUGGAUGAUGAAUUUGGUGACUCGCUCAAGGCGGCUGCUGGUGAUGGUGUUCAGGGCUUCGAUCCUUACAAGGAUGAGUAA